AUGUUCGUCAGGUUACAAGAUCACCAAGACGGCAUGGACAGGCUGCCGCCUCCGCCAACCAUGAGCUACCACCAGAGCCGCACCGACGACGUACCAAGAGUACUACCAAGCCUCUCAUCAUUCAGCUUCGACGACAGGAUGGAUGUGGACGCUCGUAACGAUACGAAGCCGGGCCAGCGUCAUGAGGUGGAAGUGGCAACAACGUUGGCCUCCAUGGCAUCAUUCAACAUCAAGUCGCCCACGCUCCCUUCUCCCACUCAGAGCUUCACCUCAAUCAAGUCAGAUGGUAGGAUACAAGUUCCUCAUACAAGUAUUAUUCAUGCCAUGACGAGAUCAACAAACUCUCAAUUCUCAUCUCCUGAGCCGCGGUCACCAGACCUCCCUUCCGUCAACAGCCAACUUUCCUUCACCAAGGAUAGCACGGCACAAAUUACGCUCCCCCGCCUUCGUGAACUGGAUCUGCGGCUCCCCGAGUCCGAAUUCGUUCCCAGCCCGAGCUUCAUGCCGUCCGCCAUGACCGGAGGGCCUCGCCGAAGUAGUAUCGACUCCCUCGGCUCCUUCCAAGAACCCAGAAUGGACCUCUCUUCCUCAACAGCCUACCGAAUCCCGAUGCCACCGAUGGCCUACCCGGACGCUCUCCCCUCGCCCACCUUCAGCAACUCCCACCGCAACCCCCUCUCGCCACCCAGCCGCCGUCUCCAGCACAGGUUACCAGUUACCCUCCGGACCGGCUGCAGCCCCAGCCGUCGACCCCGCCGCUCACCAACGGGGUCCCGCUGCAACGUGAAGUACACGAUCCAGCAGGUCGACUUCAUCGACUACUUCCGCGUCGACCACCACCUGUCCUGGAAGGAGGUCGAGGCCAAGUACGCCUCCGUCUUCCCCGAGGACGCCGCAAAGGGCCACAAGCGCGGGCCCCAAGGGCUCCAGGGCGUCUACUACCGCAAGAAUAAGCAGAUCCCCGCCACGGACCCCAACAACCUGCUCGUCUUUGACGAGGACGACAACCCAAAGACGUUCCAGUGCGACGUCCGGGAGCAAGGGAAGAAGAUGAACAACUCGAUUGGCCUGUUGGGCAUGCACCCCGAGCGCGCCAUCACCUACGCGUGGGUUUCGGAAGAGCACAAGCGGCAGUACGACAAGCUUGGUCGCGCAAGACAAGCUCAGCUCAACGACGCGGAGACACGGAAGAAGAGGAGACGAGCCAUCCAGAACAGCCGUCUUUGA
Colletotrichum phormii is the source of this 1227-nucleotide messenger RNA. RefSeq lists its product as uncharacterized. The coding region runs from base 1 to 1227 and encodes 408 amino acids. The transcript is spliced from 3 exons. NCBI's taxonomy places the organism in Eukaryota, Fungi, Ascomycota, Sordariomycetes, Glomerellales, Glomerellaceae. The record is from RefSeq and is a predicted model, not a curated record.